Messenger RNA from Andrographis paniculata, 4647 nucleotides. RefSeq names its product MAP3K epsilon protein kinase 1-like. The record is from RefSeq and is a predicted model, not a curated record. Gene Ontology annotation, biological process: protein phosphorylation. Gene Ontology annotation, cellular component: cytoplasm. The transcript has 24 exons. NCBI's taxonomy places the organism in Eukaryota, Viridiplantae, Streptophyta, Magnoliopsida, Lamiales, Acanthaceae. The coding region runs from base 257 to 4459 and encodes 1400 amino acids. Gene Ontology annotation, molecular function: protein serine/threonine kinase activity; protein binding; ATP binding.
GCAUUAACUUGUCUCGUAUAAGUAUCAGAGCUCAAAAUUACAGCGCUUAUUGACUGAGAGUAGAAUUGGAGAAGGAAGGAAGAGGCUGCAAUCCCGAUCUUCUCCUCCGUCGGCGAGCUUUGUGAACUAUCUGUUGAUUCACUUCGGAAAGCUUGUAUAGAGAGAUACAUACAUGUAUGUAUGCGAUAAUGUACGAAAUUGAAUGGAGUUGAAAUUGCUCUUGAGUUAGGGUUCGCUGUCGUCGGAAGUGAAGGGGAUGGCUCGGCAAAUGACGUCUUCCGCCUUCCACAAAUCAAAAACCCUUGACAACAAAUAUAUGCUUGGGGAUGAAAUUGGGAAAGGGGCUUAUGGAAGAGUUUACAAGGGUUUGGACUUGGAGAACGGUGAUUUUGUUGCAAUUAAGCAAGUGUCUCUCGAGAACAUUGCUCAGGAGGAUCUUAAUAUUAUUAUGCAAGAAAUAGAUUUGCUAAGGAAUUUAAAUCAUAAAAACAUUGUAAAAUAUCUUGGGUCAUUGAAGACAAGAUCUCAUCUUCACAUUAUACUCGAGUACGUGGAGAAUGGAUCUCUUGCGAACAUUAUUAAGCCGAAUAAAUUUGGACCUUUCCCGGAGUCACUGGUCGCUGUUUAUAUAGCCCAGGUAUUGGAAGGUCUUGUAUAUCUGCACGAACAAGGUGUAAUUCAUCGAGACAUCAAGGGAGCAAACAUAUUGACAACAAAAGAGGGUCUUGUCAAGCUCGCAGAUUUCGGAGUUGCGACAAAACUUAAUGAAGCAGAUGUUAAUACCCAUUCUGUCGUUGGAACACCUUAUUGGAUGGCCCCCGAGGUUAUUGAAAUGUCAGGGGUUUGUGCUGCAUCGGACAUUUGGAGUGUUGGCUGCACUGUGAUUGAACUCCUCACAUGUAUUCCGCCUUACUAUGAUCUGCAGCCCAUGCCUGCCCUAUUUAGAAUUGUACAGGAUGAGCACCCUCCAAUUCCUGAUGGCCUAUCUCCAGCUAUAACUGAUUUCUUGCGUCAGUGCUUUAAGAAGGAUGCCAGGCAGAGGCCUGAUGCAAGGACAUUACUUUCACACCCUUGGAUUCAAAACUCAAGGCGUGUAUUGCAGAAUUCUCUUCGACAUACUGGAACAUUAAGAAAUAUUGAAGAAACUGGAUCUCGGGAUGGGGAACUGCGCACUGGUGAACAAGAGCAUGAUGGGGAAAACUCUUCUGCUAACAAAGAAAGUAAAAAAACAUUGCCAUCUGAGGUGUCAGGCAUCAGCAAGUCCUCUGAGGAUGAUAAUUCUACAUCUAAUCUUACUGAAGAAAGGACAGAUAACCUUGACGAAGAUGUGGUCUCAGAUCAAGUUCUGACAUUAGCAAUUCAUGAAAAAUCACCCAUGCAUUCUAGUGCGUCUGAACCAGAAGAUACUCACGAGGCAUCAGUUUCUGAUUUGGCUGAACGCAAAACAUCCUACAUGAAUCUGCAUGAUGUAGUGAUGGCUAAUGGUGAUUUGGAGCCUGCAGAUCCCACAAAGCAAAAUGUUGUUGCUAGAAUAAUUGACAAAAAGGAAAGUUCAGUUGCUAUUCAGCAUGGCCAAGUUGACUCUGGUAAAAAGAAUCAGAAUCCUAGCCCAAGGAAGGCUGUGAAGGAAUCAUUCAGUACCGAAGAAAAUGAGCUUAGUAGAUUCAGUGAUCCUCCUGGUGAUGCUUCUUUGGAUGACUUAUUUCAUCCCUUCGAGCAUAAGGUGACUGAAGCCUCUACUUCUUCAUCCUCUUCACAUGCAUUUCAAGGCCAUGCAGUCUCUGAUGACGGAAAGAAUGAUCUGGCUACAACGCUGAGGGCAAAAAUUGCACAAAAGCAAAUGGAGAAUGAAUCUUCACAGGCAAAUGGCGGUGACAUACUUCGUCUAGUGAUGGGAGUUUUAAAGGAAGAAGCUAUUGAUAUAAAAACUCUGGGAUUUGAAGAGAAACUGCCCGCAGAAAAUCUUCACCUUCAGGCUGUUGAAUUUAGCAAAUUAGUGUCAUCACUGAGACCAGAUGAACCUGAAGACGUUAUAGUUUCUUCUUGUCAGAAACUGACUACCUUCUUUCAUCAGCGACCUGAGCAGAAAAUUAUUUUUGUUACACAAUAUGGUUUUCUUCCUCUAAUGGAGUUACUUGAGGUUCCUCGAACGCGUGUUAUAUGCUCUGUGCUUCAAGUUCUGAACCAAGUAAUUAAAGAUAAUACUGAAUUUCUGGAGAAUGCCUGCUUGGUUGGCCUGAUUCCUAUUGUGAUGAGCUUUGCUCUGCAUGAGCGUCCCCGGGAGGUCCGUUUAGAAGCAGCGCAUUUUUUUCAGCAACUUUGUCAAUCAAGCUCCUUGACAUUGCAGAUGUUUAUUGCUUGUCGUGGUAUACCCAUAUUGGUUGGCUUUCUGGAGGCUGAUUAUGCAAAGUACAGGGAAAUGGUUCAUAUGGCUAUUGAUGGCAUGUGGCAGGUGUUCAAGCUUCAGAAAUCUACCUCUAGAAAUGAUUUUUGUCGUAUAGCUGCCAAGAGUGGAAUAUUAUAUAGACUUAUCAACACUCUUUAUAGUUUAAAUGAGGCAACUCGUCUAGCUUCAAUAGGAUCCAGUGGUGGGCUCCCUCCUGAUGGUAUAGCUGGAAGGCCAAGAUCAGGCCCUCUGGAGACUACCAGUCCUUCUGUGCAAAUGGACACUGCGCUAUACGGGAGUGACUUGCCUGAUCACCUUAAAUUUAAGCAAGGAGACCAUAUAUCAUCGCAACCUGGACUGCAAGAGCGUGCAUCAGUAUCACAUUCACUUGAAUCAAGUUUUGCUACAGUGCAGGCUCCGGGUACUUCAAGAGGGGUAGAUCUUGCUUAUUUGGACAAAGGAUCCAGUCCAGUUAUAAAAGAUUACCCAACGAUCUCUAGAGACCAGGAAACUGUAGAUCGGUGGAAGAAUGAACCUCCUAGACCGGAAGUUGACAUAAAGCAGCAGAGAAAUGUUACUGCGACAGGUAGAAUGUCCACAGACAGGGCUUCAAAGUCAGUGGAUUCGACAACAAAUGGAUCAUCUGCUCAGAGUGGUAUCCAACACGAGCAAGUUCGACCACUGUUAAGUUUACUGGAUAAAGAACCCCCUUCACGCCAUUUCUCUGGUCAGCUGGAGUAUGUACGGCACCUUACAGGGGUGGAGAAACAUGAAAGCAUAUUGCCUCUUUUGCAGGCAGCUAGUGAAAAGAAAGCUAAUGGGCUCGACUUUUUAAUGGCUGAAUUUGCAGAGGUUUCAGGACGAGGAAAGGAAAACUCUAACCUGGAUUUAGGGCCGAGAAGUUCACCACAAGCAGCUAGUAAGAAGUUAGGGCCUCAUCCAACGAAUGGCGGAACUGCUGCCACCUCUGGACUGGCAUCACAGAAAGCAUCUGGUGUGCUGUCUGGUUCAGGAGUUUUAAAUGCCAGACCAGGGAGUGCAGCAUCGUCAGGAUUUCUUUCUCAUAUGGUAUCACCUUGGAAUGUUGAUGUUGCACGAGAAUAUUUGGAAAAGGUAGCAGACCUUUUACUUGAGUUUGCUGCCGCUGAUACAGCUGUGAAAUCUUACAUGUGUAGCCAAAGUUUGCUUAGUCGCCUAUUCCAGAUGUUCAAUAAAAUAGAGCCUCCAAUACUUCUAAAGUUGUUGAGGUGCAUAAAUCAUCUGUCAACGGAUCCGCAUUGCUUAGAGCAUCUUCAGCGAGCUGAUGCAAUCAAAUAUUUGAUCCCAAACCUUGAUCUCAAAGAAGGUGCACUUGUGUCACAGAUCCAUAAUGAGGUUCUCAAUGCACUAUUCAACCUCUGCAAGAUUAACAAGAGAAGACAAGAACAAGCAGCAGAAAAUGGGAUCAUUCCCCAUUUAAUGCAUUUUAUAGUGUCGGAUUCUCCUUUAAAUCAGUAUGCGUUGCCGCUUCUAUGUGAUAUGGCCCAUGCAUCACGUAAUUCGAGGGAGCAAUUGCGUGCUCAUGGAGGACUUGAUGUAUAUCUGAACCUUCUUGUGGAUGACCUGUGGUCUGUGACUGCACUAGAUUCACUUGCAGCAUGCUUAGCCCAUGACAAUGAAACCAGGAAAGUCGAACAAGCUUUGCUCAGAAAGGAUGCUGUGCAAAAGCUGGUAGCAUUCUUCCGGUGCUGUCCAGAGCAGCACUUCUUGCACAUAUUGGAACCUUUCUUGAAAAUUAUCACGAAAUCAUCUCGAAUAAACACUACUCUGGCAGUAAAUGGUUUGACACCGCUCCUUAUCUUGAGACUUGAUCAUCCAGACGCAAUAGCUCGUUUGAAUCUGCUUAAAUUGAUAAAGGCCGUGUAUGAGCACCACCCUCAUCCAAAGCAGCUGAUUGUGGAGAAUAAUCUGCCUCAGAAGCUUCAAAAUUUGAUCGAGGAGAGAAGGGACGGGCAGAGUUCUGGCGGCCAAGUUUUGGUGAAACAAAUGGCUACUUCACUUCUGAAAGCACUUCAUAUCAACACUGUCUUGUGAAGAAGAAGUCUUUCUGUGUCAACGUGUCUUUGUACAUGUCCAAGUUUCUGUUUUUAAGGUUUUGUGAGUUUGAUUGAUGUUCAUACCGCCAUUAUAUACAUAUUUAUGUAUAUUGACUUCUCUUUGACUUACUUCCUGCUUAUGCUUCUCUUGUCUUUGACAUAUAUAGUGUUAUGUUGUUUGUGACC